This is a messenger RNA of Amphibalanus amphitrite, 2684 nucleotides long. Its product is annotated as orphan steroid hormone receptor 2-like. The transcript is spliced from 6 exons. Gene Ontology annotation, biological process: anatomical structure development; regulation of transcription by RNA polymerase II; cell differentiation. The record is from RefSeq and is a predicted model, not a curated record. The coding region runs from base 166 to 1848 and encodes 560 amino acids. Gene Ontology annotation, molecular function: nuclear receptor activity; zinc ion binding; RNA polymerase II cis-regulatory region sequence-specific DNA binding. NCBI's taxonomy places the organism in Eukaryota, Metazoa, Arthropoda, Thecostraca, Balanomorpha, Balanidae.
UGCGCGUGCUGGGCCGUUGACCUUUGACCUGCGGGACCUGCGUAUCGGGCUCGUGUGUAUCGCAACUGGGUCGAAAUUUGUCAGUCUUUUCCAGUUUGUUACGGAGAAUAUGUAUUGAGCUAUCUGCUUACAAUCUUGGGCCCUGAUCUUGGGCAUUUAUUUGCGAUGGAUCAAGCUUCAGAGAUGGCCGAGAAGAUUACCAAGCCGGGAGCCGUCAUGGAAAUCUGUGCCAUGGAUCCCAAGCCCUUCCCAAUCAGCAUAAAACCGAAGCCGCUCUGUGAUUUUACUGGGGUUUUAUUGUGCAGCACGACGCUGCCCAACAUGUCUCUGACGGCCGACUGGGCGGCGCGGCUGAAGGAGCUGGACGCCGGCGCGCCCAUCACCGACCUGCUCACUGACCGGCUCACCACCUCCUCUGCCGCCGUCAACAUCGACAUGUGCGUGGUGUGCGGCGACCGCGCCUCGGGACGACACUACGGCGCCAUCAGCUGCGAGGGCUGCAAGGGAUUCUUCAAGCGCUCCAUCCGCAAACAGCUGGGCUACCAAUGCCGCGGCACAAAGGACUGCGAGGUGACCAAGUACCACCGGAACCGCUGCCAGUACUGCCGACUGCAGAAGUGUCUCAAAAUGGGGAUGCGCAGCGACCUGAAGGACCUGCGCAGCCAGGGCUACCAGCGCUACUACGAGAGCCUGCCGCACCUAGCCGCAGAGGUCCGGACGCCGCGCGCCGAGUCGGGCAACGGCAGCCGCAAUUCUCCAGACAUGUCAAAUCCACGCUUCACGCUUCAGGACCGAAUCAACUCCAUCAUGGAGUCGAAUGUGGUGCAGCGAGGAUAUGGCAAGAUACAAGGAAAAAGUAAGACUCAGCCAGUUUAUGGAGUCGGCUCCGGCGCCGUGUCGCCAGUCCCGGAGAACGGUCGGACGGAGGGCGGUCCGGCGGCCGCCGCGCCCCCGCCGCCCCUCUCCGCGGCCGCCUCCGACGAGCGCGACAAGGAGGCGGUCGGCCGCGUGGUGGAGCGUCUGACCCGCAUCCUGGAGUCGGACGAGGGCGACGGCGGCGACUCUGGCGUGGUGGCGCUGGAGGGCGCGCUGCUCGAAGGCGCGCCGCUGGCCUUCUCGGUGACGCCGCCGCCGUUCAGCGGCACGCUCGACUCGUCCUACAUCACAGAGAUCGGCUCGCGUGUGCUCAUCACCAUCGUCAAUUGGGCCAAGAGCAUCGCCGCCUUCCAGGUGCUGGCCUCGGACGUGCAGGAGAGCCUGGCGCGCGCGCGCUGGGCCGAGCUGUUUAUGCUGGCGCUGGUGCAGUGUCGCGAGGCGCUGGACCUGCCGCGGCUGCUGACGGCUGUCACACACCACCUGUCCACCUCCGUCCACGAGAGGAAGACGCCCGUCUCGCGGCUCCGACUGGUCACGCAGCACCUGUACAUGAUCCAGGAGUUUGUGGCCAGCGUGCGGCGGCUCUCACCGUCUGCCGCCGAGCUGGCGCACCUGCGCGCCAUCGUGCUGUUCCACCCGGACGGCCAGGAGCCGGCCUCGCGCCGCCAACUCGAGCUGUUCCAGAGCAAGGCGCUGGAGGGCCUGCGCCAGCUGACGGCCGAGCGGAGCGCAGAGCCCGACCGGCUGGAGCAGCUGCUGCUGCGGCUGCCGGCGCUGCGCGGCAUGAGCCCGCUGGCCGUCGACCACCUGUUCUUCCCGGAGAUCCCGCUGACGGGGCCCGUGUCGGCCAACCAGGCGCGAAUUGAGGAGCUGCUGCCGCACAUCAUCCGCGGAGACGCCGACGAUAUCGGCGGCACCGAACAGUCGAGCCCCAGCGGCGACUCGCCCUGCUCAGAAAACCCCUCCGAGUGAGUCGCCCGGCUCAGUGACGCGUCCAGGACUCCAGGAGUCCGCUCCGAGUCGGCUCCGAGUCCGGACUCGGCGCCCGGGCCGGACCUCAGGCUGUCGUUUCGGCGCUGAUCUCCGGUGUCCUGCUCCGGCCCAGUCCGGCGGGUCGGCCGGACUCGGAGGUUGUACUGGAGUGUGUGUGGCCGUGCGAGGUCCGGUUGCCCCUCUCUCCGGGGGCGUUCCGGACCCGCUCGGUGAUUGAGGGAACAACGAGCCGGCGUCAGAGUGGAGGCCGGCGCCCGCUCACCGCCGGCCGGCCGGCCAGCCGCCGCCGCUCGGCCGCCACCGGGCUGCUUAUUUUUGUACCUGCUCCAUAAGGCGCGGCGCACGAGGCGGCGGCGGCCGGCCCUGACCCGGCACCACUGUACAAAAUGGCGCCCCCGCUGGCGUGAUAGGUCGGCGACGACCCGCCGGCCGCGCGGUUUUUCACCCGGCGGCCCUUUUUAAACGUGAUUCGCAUUAUCCAUAUCUCGAUUUGGGCAUCAGUGCGGAACGCAGUGUCCGAGUGUUAGGCGACGUUCGUUUUUAUUCCCAUUUCGUGCAUGUUUUCUUCGAUUAUCACUCACGCGAGCGCUUGUGUUGUUUGUACAGAACAAGGGAAGUGAACAUCUUUUAUGGUCUUGUUUUGUUUUAAUGCAUAUUUUUACACGGAAAUUGACAGUGAAAUUUGCGGUGUUUUUAAAAUCGGUGCGUAAUUGUGCAUGUUUUCACGGUGUUCCUGCGGUCCACAGAUGGAUAUUUCUAGUCCCAGCAUGCCUACAUUUGUAUGAAGUGACUGUAAAUACAUUCAGAGAACAUCA